CCCCCUUAUAUAAACACUGCAACGUUACAGUUUUCGUAUGACCCCCAUCUAACACUAGGCCGCAACAUCUGGCUGUUUUUAGCUCUUGCUCUCAUUAGAAUUCAAUGGCGGCUUCGGCAAUUCAAAGCUCGAGCUUUGCUGGGCAAACCGUGCUGAAGCCGCAGAGUGAGCUUGCCAAGAAGGUUGGAGCCUAUGGAGGCCGCAUCUUCAUGCGUAGGACUGUGAAGAGCGUACCACAAAGCAUCUGGUACGGCCCCGACCGCCCGAAGUACCUGGGCCCCUUCUCCGAACAGACCCCCUCAUACCUGACAGGUGAGUUCCCAGGAGACUACGGAUGGGACACCGCAGGCCUCUCGGCAGACCCAGAAACCUUCGCCAAAAACCGAGAACUGGAGGUGAUCCACUGCCGGUGGGCCAUGCUCGGCGCCCUCGGCUGUGUCUUCCCUGAACUCCUCGCAAGGAAUGGCGUCAAGUUCGGGGAAUCAGUCUGGUUCAAGGCCGGCUCCCAAAUUUUCUCCGAGGGCGGCCUCGACUACCUCGGAAAUCCGAAUCUCAUCCAUGCACAGAGCAUACUGGCCAUUUGGGCUUGUCAGGUUGUCCUUAUGGGAUUUGUUGAGGGGUACAGGGUCGGUGGUGGCCCACUAGGUGAGGGCCUGGAUGCAAUUUACCCAGGUGGGGCCUUUGAUCCAUUGGGCUUGGCUGAUGACCCGGAGGCUUUUGCUGAGCUCAAGGUGAAGGAGAUCAAGAAUGGGAGGUUAGCCAUGUUCUCUAUGUUUGGGUUCUUUGUGCAAGCCAUUGUGACUGGAAAGGGACCAAUUGAGAACUUGUUUGACCAUCUUGCUGACCCAGUGGCUAACAAUGCUUGGGCCUAUGCCACCAACUUUGUGCCUGGCAAGUGAGGAGUGGGCUCGGUUGUCGGUCCUGUGUUGUAAACCCUGUGGCUUUUGUGGUCGCUGGUUGAGCCCUUUGUUGUAGUUAUACUACUGUAAUUGGAUAAUAUUAUCAUGCCGUUUGGACUCUC
Molecule: messenger RNA, 1021 nt
Organism: Amborella trichopoda
Lineage: Eukaryota; Viridiplantae; Streptophyta; Magnoliopsida; Amborellales; Amborellaceae
Product: chlorophyll a-b binding protein 5, chloroplastic
Biological process (GO): photosynthesis, light harvesting
Cellular component (GO): membrane
Source: RefSeq, a predicted model, not a curated record